UAAUGCUGACAAAUAUGAGUCUCCUUAUCAGCUUCUUGUUCAUGUAAACUCAGCAGCCUGUUAGUGAUUGAAAUUUCAAAAUGUGUUUUGACGGAGAGCUGAUUAGAUCCAACAUGUACCCCAAACACUGGUAAAAUGAAAGAACAGAACGACCUUGACCGCAAAUCCUAAACUCUUUGUACCCUUUUGCCUCUCUGUAGGUCGAUAUUGGUUCGACUCGCUGCAAAAGCUAUUAUCUUCAGCCUUCACAACGGAUGUGGAGUUGGCCCAGCUGCUCAUCUGGCAUUUGUAUUUCUCAUUCGAAGGCCUUUACUGAGAAGUGUGGCAUCAUGUCGGUGCUGAGAAAGGAGAUGGAGAAGUACCGAGACAUCGACGAGGACGAGCUGCUCAUGAACCUCUCCGAGGAGGAGCUGCGGCGGUUAGAAGAUGAACUGGAGGAGCUGGACCCCGACAAUGCACUGUUGCCUGCUGGGAUGCGUCAGAAAGACCAGACGAAGAAAGCGCCCACGGGAACGUUCCAGAGAGAUGACCUGCUGGCUCACCUGGAGAAACAAGCCAAAGAGCAUCCAGACAGGGAAGACUUGGUGCCCUUCACUGGGGAAAAGAGAGGGAAGGCCUUUGUGCCGAAAAAGAUGGUGGACCCCAUUAUGGAGAAUGUGACCUUGGAGCCUGAGCUCGAAGAAGCGCUCGCCAGCGCUACUGAUGCUGAACUUUGUGAUAUUGCAGCCAUCCUGGGCAUGCACACCCUGAUGAGUAAUCAGCAAUAUUAUGAAGCUCUGGCAAGCAGCACCAUAGUCAACAAGCAAGGCCUUAACAGUGUGAUCCAGUCCACCCAGUACAAACCAGUUCCGGAUGAGGAGCCCAAUUCCACUGAUGUGGAGGACACUCUCAUAAGGAUGAAAAGGAAUGACCCUGAGCUUGUGGAGGUCAACCUCAACAACAUCAAGAACAUUCCCAUACCGACUUUAAAGGCGUACGCUCAGGCUCUGAUAGAGAACACGGUGGUGGAGAGGUUGAGUAUCGUUGGAACCAGAAGCAAUGACCCUGUAGCAUUUGCCCUGGCGGAGAUGCUCAAGGUUAACACGACACUGAAGAGCCUGAACGUUGAGUCGAACUUUAUAACAGGGACUGGAAUCCUCGCCCUCAUUGAGUCACUGCAGUACAACACCACAUUACUGGAGCUCAAGAUUGACAAUCAGAGCCAGCCAUUAGGCAAUAAGGUGGAGAUGGAGAUCGCAAGCAUGUUGGAGAAAAACACCACAUUGCUCAAGUUCGGCUACCAUUUUACCCAGCAGGGCCCACGUCUCCGAGGCUCCAACGCCAUGAUGAACAACAAUGACCUUGCCCGGGUUGUCAGGUCAGAGUCUGAUGGUUCCUUUACUCUCACUUUGUCUGUCCCGGAGCUGGAACGGGCCUUUGGGAAAAAGUUCAAGUCAAAGACUAAUAAGAAAGAGAAGGCUUGAAGGAGGACCCAUCCUCCCCAAGUGUCGGACAAAUGUGUAAGGAGCACCCCCCCUCCCUCCCAUCCCCAGCCACCCAUUUUUGCCUCUUUCAAAAGCCCGCCUCGUCCCCCUGUGUGACCUCCAGUCGACCUCAAAGAGUUCGACGGCCUCUCCGGAUGACCUCGCACAUCAUCUCUGACAUGCAAGCGCAAUUCAGGGUUCCGAGAAAACUCUUUUUGGACUUUUUAAAAUGUAGAUCGUUAGGGGAUACACAUGGUGUGAGUAACAGUGUCCACCAGAACAUCCAGUGCAUGUAAAAAAAAGAAAUAUUUGAUCUUUGAAUGUUUAUGUGCUGGGAUGUUUGAAUUGUGCAAGCUAGUAACCAUGCAGCAACUAUAGUGCCUUGACUUUUUGUGACUGUUUUCUGAAUGAUGGCUUCACGGCCUCUUUUGGGAAUCCCUGUUUCUACUGUUGUGUUGAAUUUAUUUUUAUUGUGUGAAUGCUGGUUAUUAAUGAUACUAAUAAUAUCCAUGCAUUGUAAAUGACUUGUUUGGACAUUGGUGCGCACGCCUUCUUCUUCAAUCAGUAUUACAGGGUAGUUCAAUCCCAGCAACAAGCAUCAAACACAAAACGUAGAAAUCGCAAUCGAUGCGUAAAAUAUUCCAUGUUCACCUGGUCGUGAAUAUGUCAUCUGAUUUUGUUUUAAUUAUUAUUAUUAUUAGAAUUCAACAAACAGAGUGUGAUCAAUUUUACUGUCAUACCCCAAGACAAAGUGGAACCUCCAAAGUCGAACAUCCCACUUGUAGUUUAAUUUAGAGGUCAGACAAUCUGUUUGAAUAAAAAUAUGCUGCUUCAAAAAAGGCGGUACAGGUGGCUAGUUUCUACCUCGCAUUUGAAACAUUCUGAGUGGAAAUCUUGGCUCAGGGUGGGUUUAUAUGCUUGUGUGACCACUCUAAAUUGACCCUAAGUGUGAAUGUGAGUCUGUUUGUCUCUCUGCAUGUAUUUUGUUGGAGACCACUUCAGCUUUGACAGGCUCCAGCUCACCGAUAAACUCGCACCACAAGUUAGACCAGCCAGCUUUUAGCUGGUCUAAUGUGUUAGUCUACCUUCUUUGACUAAAUUGUCAAUUACAUUGACUAAAUAAUUUUAGAUGAGAAUUUUGCAAAUGACACAUUGACGAAUGACGAGCACGAAUAAACAAAUGGCACAUGAUAUCAGUAUCCUGCGUCAGCACCUCUCUGCCUUCUCCAUAAUGUGCCGAGUCAUUUUAAUUAAUUUUUUCUCUCACAGUGGUCAGUUUCUUGCUGUAUUUGUAUGACUGUUGUGAACGUUAAUCUAUUAUCCGGUCUGGUUGAUAAGCUUCUAAGGCGAUGAUAGUUUCACCAUUGAACAAAUGCUCAGUUAUCUUAUAUGCUUUUGAAGAAAAAAAAAAUAACGUUUAGUGCAACAAGCCGAUUAAGACCCACAGAAUGGAUUGCGUUCUACUUUGGAGGUUCACAUAGUAUCAACACUGAUGAUGUCAUAAACCAUCUGAGAAUCUUUCACUUGGAUUGUUUUGUGGAUGAUGUACACUUAAUUUCCAUGUUUACAUUAUCCAUGAUUUACAUGAAAGCCUUCAAGCUGGGACUUCUACCUUACAUAUAUGACAGAGCACAGACUUUCAGACACUCAUUCAGGUCCUGGUUGUUGUUGUUGUUGUUUAAUGAAGUUGAAACUUGAGGUUUAAAAUGAGAUGUCUGGCAGAUGAUCACAGGCACAUACGAACUUCUAAAACCAACUUAGGAGUGUUUAGCUUGAAGACAAAAUUGCCUGUAGCACAAACAUGAAAUUCUGAUCAGGCAGAUACAUUUAAUUGAGGUAAAGUUUAAAUAGAUAAAGUUCAAACAAGCUUUGAAGCAGAUGCAGAUGAGGUUUUAAUUGGACCCUUUGGACAUUUUAAGUGUGUCACUGCAUUGAUCCCGGUUUGAUCCUCAAAUGUUCUUUUCACCAAACAUUGUCUUUGAUUACUAACUAGAUACCACCAGCACUCGCUACAAUGUGGAGCAUUUGGCAGCAUUUACAGUGUAGUAGGACGAGAAAGCAAAUGCAGCUGCUGUCUAGUGAGGGUCAAGAACAAAUAGCUUGCUUGCUGAAAUUAAAUUUAAAUAUUUAUUGUAGUUUAAAGGAUCUGGAGAAAUGGGCAGCUGAUGUCAUUUACAACAAAUGUUAAUUAAGGAUGUAAACAUUUGACAUCGAGUGACACUUGCGGCCUUGUGUGUCCACUUGUCUCCAUCUUAUUUAGAUUGGUGUUUGAUAUAGAGUAUUUGUUAGCUAGUUCACAUUUUGGUGUGGAUGGUGAAAUAAAUGUGCCUUGAAAUUAAA
This is a messenger RNA of Hippocampus zosterae (dwarf seahorse), 3803 nucleotides long. It is a transcript of the gene tmod1, whose product is annotated as tropomodulin 1. The transcript has 12 exons. Gene Ontology annotation, cellular component: myofibril; striated muscle thin filament. Gene Ontology annotation, molecular function: tropomyosin binding. Gene Ontology annotation, biological process: muscle contraction; myofibril assembly; pointed-end actin filament capping. The coding region runs from base 255 to 1463 and encodes 402 amino acids. Lineage: Eukaryota; Metazoa; Chordata; Actinopteri; Syngnathiformes; Syngnathidae. The record is from RefSeq and is a predicted model, not a curated record.